This is a messenger RNA of Puccinia graminis f. sp. tritici CRL 75-36-700-3, 845 nucleotides long. RefSeq lists its product as uncharacterized. Lineage: Eukaryota; Fungi; Basidiomycota; Pucciniomycetes; Pucciniales; Pucciniaceae. Gene Ontology annotation, molecular function: mRNA binding. The record is from RefSeq and is a predicted model, not a curated record. The annotation marks the transcript as partial. Gene Ontology annotation, biological process: nuclear-transcribed mRNA catabolic process, nonsense-mediated decay; positive regulation of translation. The transcript has 4 exons. Gene Ontology annotation, cellular component: cytoplasm; nucleolus.
AAAAAAAAAAAAAAAAAUCCCAAGCAUGAGCGAACGUACCAAACUCGUGGUACGCCAUCUACCACCCAGCUUACCCGAGGAAGUCUUCUGGAAAACUCUUUCGCGUUGGCUGGAACCCAUCCCUCGGGAGGAUGGCACCCUCGACCCACCCAGAUGUACUGCGACCUUCAAAUCAUACGUACCAGGCAAGACCAGGCGAAACAAAACAAAAGUCGAGAUCCCUUCAAGAGCUUACAUUCAAUUCGCAACUCCCGACCAAGUCGUCGAAUUCCACCAGGGGUACGCCAGCCAGGCUUUCCGGGAUAGUCACGGAAAUGUGACAUUCCCCAAGGUAGAAUUUGCUCCUUACCAAAAGGUCGCUGGCCCACCCAAGAAGAUUGACAGUCGGAUUGGGACCAUAGAUACAGAUCAUGAUUAUCAAGCAUUCCUCGCCAGGCUUAAUGCACCAGUCCCUGAACCUAGCACUAACCCUGACAAGCCAGAUGAGGCGCCAGAAAAAGUCGAGCGACCCGAAAUAACACCGUUGAUCGAGCAUCUUCGUAAUGCCCGCCAGGCUGCCCAAGAGGCCGCGCUGACUGCUAAACAACAAAGGCAAGCAGCCACCUCUGCCAAAUCUACAUCUGGCCGCUCAUUUGCUGGCCCACCUCAAAUCAUGAAAAGGGUGGCAACAAACAACGAGAGCAACCAGCCAACCGGCGUCUCAUCACGCAAAUCUGGUGAUCCUGCAUCCCACGAUCCACCUCCUCACAAAAUCGAUUCGGCACCAUCGACUUCAAAAGGAGUCAAGCAAACGGGGAAGUCUUCGUCAACAGCGGCUGCCUCAACUGGCCAAACUACAUCUGCCG